AUGUCUACCAAAGUUGCAGUUGCUGGAGGGACCGGAAACCUUGGAUCUCCCGUCGUCGGUGCCCUGUUGGCAGCUAACUAUUCCGUCACUGUCCUCACACGAACGGGAAGCACCAGCACCUCGAAGCUCCCCAAGAGCCCACGGUUGAAGGUCACCGAGGUGGACUAUUCCUCGGUGGCCUCUCUGACCGAAGCACUGAAAGGCCAGGACGUGGUCGUGUCGACCCUGGCCUCCGAGUCAACCGGCAGCCAGAACCCUCUCAUCGACGCCGCGGUCGCCGCCGGGGUCAAGCGGUUCAUCCCCUCGGAAUUUGGAAGCGACACGACCCACCCGAAAUCGUCCCAGUUGCCGAUCUACAAGCACAAGGUCGACACUCAACGAUACCUCAAGGCCAAGGCGGCCGAGAAUCCCGGCUUCACCUACACCUUGGUCCUCAACGGCGCCUUCUUGUCGUGGGGGGUCCAGGUGGGAUUCAUCGUCAACGUCCAAAACCACUCUGCCACGGUGUGGAACGGCGGCGACGUACCUUUCUCGGCCACCAACCUCGAAACCAUCGGCAAGGCCGUCGUCGGUGUGAUCAAACACCUUCCGGAGACGGCGAACCGUCCCGUGUACGUGCAGGAAGCCCUCAUCACCCAAAACCAGUUGAUCAAGUACGCCAGGGAAAAGGACGGCGUCGAAUGGCAGAUCACCCCCAAGGAGACGGCAAGGGCGUAUGAAGAAGCCAUGGCCGAACUCGCCAAAGGUCCAGAUGCCGACAUUGGAUCGGCCAUGGUGGGAUCCCUCAUGAGCGCAAUCUUCGAUUCCAGUUACGGCCCGGACUUUUCGUCCCACCUGGACAACGAACUGUUGGGCAUCAAGGGGAUGACGGACGCCGACGUCAAACAGAUGGUUGAGAACCUCAUGGGGUCAUCAGGUUCUUCCUUGUAG
This is a messenger RNA of Exophiala oligosperma, 930 nucleotides long. RefSeq lists its product as uncharacterized. Gene Ontology annotation, molecular function: oxidoreductase activity. The coding region runs from base 1 to 930 and encodes 309 amino acids. The record is from RefSeq and is a predicted model, not a curated record. The transcript has a single exon. NCBI's taxonomy places the organism in Eukaryota, Fungi, Ascomycota, Eurotiomycetes, Chaetothyriales, Herpotrichiellaceae.